AUGGCGGACGACAGCAUUGAUGGCCUUAUUGAAGACAUGGUCAAUGCGGCAAAACUCCCCGCCAAAGCUCGUGCCAUCAACAUCAAAUCCACUGUCGCGUCCUUCUCUACUCUUGCGUAUGAAGAAGGCAUUGUCCCUGCCGCCCUCGACCGGCUGAUCGACCUAGUCACCAUCCCUAACUAUCUUGAUCAAGCCAGUUUAGCAUCCGUGGUUCGGAACCUGUACCCAGCUGAGCGGGUGUCCCCCAAUGUUGUGCUCCAUGUUGUUUCGGCACUGGGACAUGGCGCGCUCAAGGCACCGCUCAGCCUGCAGGCUGCGCUGCUGAAAUGGCUGGUGAUGGUGUAUCAUGUGUUGGAGACGCCAGCCGUCUUGGCGCAGGCGUAUUCGGUUUUAUUUAAUUUGCUUGAUACUGCUGCUAUUCGGUUGAAUCUAUCGAGACAAACUGGCAAUGACCCGCCAUUGGUGGGCUUGUUGAGGGUGUUUAAGGAUUAUUACCCCGAAAUUAUUGUGGGUGAGGCCGUUCGAGGCAAGGCCUCUGCCUUCAAGCACCCCGAUGUCUUGUGGCGCUCCAGGCUGGCUGAGAUUCAAGACGCCCACCGUCAACGCGUUGCGGAACAGAGACCGACGGGGCCUCAAAGCGGAUUCAGGGUUAAUAGACCUGUCAAUCGGGCCCAGAGGAACAAGGCCGUGCCUAUUGUGCUGACGUCUCAUGCGACAGAGGAUUCCGUCACACUCGAAGAAGUGGAAGAUGUUUCCAGCUUUGUAGCCAAAAUGGACAAGCUGGAGCUCCCGAAUCAACUUGUUGCCGUACUGGCUGAUCCCCUCUUACAAAAACUGCUUAUUCUGAGGCCAAAUCCUGAAUCUUACCAGCGAAUAUCAAACUGGCUCAGCGCAGUAUUCCAAGAAGUGAUGGCGGGAGACGCGGAUGAAGCAACGCUAUGGGAGGUGCUCGAGGUGGUGAGGGAGUUUGUGGUUCAGACCAAGACGAUUCCGCCUCUGCUUCUUAGCUUCUUCAGUCAGUUUUUCAACAUUUGGGGGGGCGAGGGGAAACGAGAUGUUUGUUUUGACAUUCUUGGCUUUACGCCCUUCCACGACUUUGGAGAACUACACCGACUCAUAUUCCAGCCUCUCGAGGCAGCUGUGCAAUAUUUUGCACCCGGUUCGCAACAAGGCCUUUUGCAAAUGUACACGAAUCUGCUCAGACAGUGGACGGCCAUCUUGCAAGCAAGCGACAGCAUCCCCGAGCACGCCAGCGCGACAAUCGCCUCGCUCGUCCUGCACACAAACACGCUUGCUCUUACCCUUUUACAAACAUCUCCAUCCGUCACAACCGACGCCUCCAUCCUCGACUUUUACGAGCAAACCACGCGCGUAAUCACCGACGCGAAGCUCAAGCGCUACGUGCGCAUCGAGCUGCCCCCUUCCCCGCUCAUAUACACCUUCCUCUUCAAUAACUCCUUGGCCACCGUCUCCCGCAUCUGCUUUAUCCUGGCCUGCUACAAAAGGGGCAUCGAAACGGCCGUGGCCACCCGGCCCCGAGCUCCAGCCGCGGAUGCCGCACCUCGGAUCGACUCGCACACCUAUGACCGGCCCUUUGUCAACCUCUUCAACGGCUACAUCAUGGACGUGUGCAAUUUGUUCUGGAGGAACCGCGGCUUCAACGACACCGACACCAACGCGCAGGCGUGCACUCUCUCGCCCGCCACGGUCAACGCCCUUGCGGCGUACGCCGUGUCCGUCGACCGCGCGCUGCCGCUCACCUCCUUCUUUUCGCUCUCGCACUCGCCCGUGCUGUGUUACCAGAGCAUAGAACGCGUUCGGGACCUGGAGGACGACGCGAUGGAGCACGAUGGUGAGAUCAGGGUGCGGCACGGCGGGCCCGUGACGCAGAGCACUCUGACGAGGCUGGCGAAUGCGGGCGGAAUGAAGCUCAGCUGGCAGGACUACCGGAUCGAGGUCCUGAAGAACCUGGCGGACAAUGGGUUCCCUGGCAUUGCGGAGCUGUUGAAGAAUGCCAUGACGGUGCUUAAGAGGUCCAUUGAUGGUAGGUUGAGCAUUCAGGGGACGCCGAUGCAGCCGUAG
This is a messenger RNA of Metarhizium brunneum ARSEF 3297, 2082 nucleotides long. The record is from RefSeq and is a predicted model, not a curated record. NCBI's taxonomy places the organism in Eukaryota, Fungi, Ascomycota, Sordariomycetes, Hypocreales, Clavicipitaceae.